AGUCGUAGUCUCGUUGGCGCAUGCGCAUAAUAGAAACUAUGCCCUGUUGUGGCGCCGCGGCUGGAGAUGCUGCGACAGGUCGUUCUUUCGCGCCUAUGCCCACGGUUUGGAGGGCCAACGGUCCCUGCAGCGAGCGGCGGUCGCAGGGCGGUCGCUUCCGGUGUCCCUCCUUCGGGCAGCACCUCGCCCAGAGCCCUAAAUAUUUUCGACAGGGAGUUGAAGAGGAAGCAGAAGAAUUGGGCCGCCCGGCAGCCGGAGCCCAUGAAAUUUGACUACCUGAAGGAGGAGGUUGGAAGUCGGAUUGCAGACCGUGUGUAUGACAUAGCCAGAGAUUUUCCCCUUGCACUGGACAUAGGAUGUGGAAGAGGCUACAUAGCACAACAUUUGAAUAAGGAGACUGUAGGAAAGAUCUUCCAAACAGACAUUGCAGAACAUGCUUUGAGAAAUUCCUUAGAAACAGAUAUUCCUACUGUGAGUAUUUUAGCUGAUGAAGAGUUCCUUCCUUUCCAAGAAAACACAUUUGACCUGGUGGUUAGCAGCUUAAGUUUGCACUGGGUGAAUGACCUCCCUAGAGCACUUGAACAGAUUCAUUAUGUCUUAAAACCAGAUGGUGUGUUUGUUGGUGCAAUGUUUGGAGGUGACACGCUCUAUGAACUCCGGUGUUCAUUACAGUUAGCAGAAACAGAAAGGGAAGGAGGCUUUUCCCCACACAUUUCUCCUUUCACUGCUGUCAAUGACCUAGGACAUCUGCUGGGAAGAGCUGGCUUCAACACUCUGACUGUGGAUACUGAUGAGAUUCAAGUUAAUUAUCCUGGAAUGUUUGAAUUGAUGGAAGAUUUAAAAGGUAUGGGUGAGAGCAACUGUUCUUGGAACAGAAAAGCCCUGCUGCACCGAGACACAAUGCUGGCAGCUGCAGCGGUUUACAGAGAAAUGUACAGGAAUGAAGAUGGUUCCAUACCUGCCACCUAUCAGAUCUACCACAUGAUAGGAUGGAAGUAUCAUGACUCUCAGGCAAGGCCAGCUGAAAGAGGUUCUGCAACUGUGUCAUUUGGAGAGCUAGCAAAACUAAAUGAUGUCAUGUCACAGGGGAAAAAAUAAUAAUUAUUUUAUUCAAUUGUAAUGUUUCCCAGAAUUUUCAUCAGAAAUAACUUUCACAUUUAAAUUAUUACAGUUUGAAGCAAGAUGCAACCUAUUGAGCUAUUUACUAGCAACCCAAUACUAACUGAUGCUUAGUAAGUAUUUCAGGUUCUCGUUUGUUUCUAUUUAUGUAAAAAUGCUGUUACACAGUGACUGGGCAUCCUUGCAGAUUCAGCCUGAAAGCAAAGAAAUUGUUUUCCUUUGGGGUGGGGAACCCAGAAGUAUGUGCACAUGUGUGAGUACGUGACUUGAUGAGAAAGCAUGCUCAUUCUAGCAUUCUACACCUUUCUUCCCAUGGGUCUUUUGUUGUCUCUGUGGGAUGAUCACACCCCUCAGGAUGAGAGGAAGGACAAAUUGCUAGGUUCUUGAGAGUUCUUGUGCAGUACAGUGAGAACACAUCAUAAUGACUGCUGUAGACACUGAUGCCAAAAUUAUUUGUUGUACUUUGUUUGUUUGUUUGUUUGUGGGGACAGGUCUCACUGUGUAGCCUUGGUUGGCCUAGACUACCAUGUAGACUAGGCUGGACUCUACUCACAUUGAUCUGUCUGCCUUUAGUAUAGGAUUACAGGCAUGCCUAUGGCCCACCACACCUAGUGUUUGUCACACUUCUGUCUUGUCAGAUGACCAGAGGAUAAUAUACAGUCUCCAAAGCUUCUCUGUAGUUUUGAACUUGAGAAGACCAUCUGUCUUUACUAGAUCUAUCCCUCUUUUCCUGGGUUUGUUAUUAUUGUUGUCUUGAUUUUGUUUUUAAGCCUUAUUUUAUGUACAUGAGUCUUUUGCCUGCAUGUUUACAUCAUGUGCAUGCUUGGUGCCUGUGGAGACCAGAGAGGGCAUCUGGACCCCUGGAACAAUGGCAAGGAUGACUGGAAGCCACUCCAGGUUUGCUGGGCACAGUGCUCUAACGGUGAGCCAUCUCUCCAGCUCCUCCUCCUCUCUUUUAAAAGCGUCUGAAUCCUGUUCCUGCCUUUUUUUUUUCUUUUCUUUUUUUAACUUCUAAGGUCUAGUAGGGGUUGUCUACACUACUUUAUCUUAAGAGGAAAAAACACUUUAAAGAAUCAGAGGUAAAAUCUCUUGUAACCAUCAUUGCCCAGUGAUUAACAAGCUGUUUGCAGUCAGGCUUUUCUUGGUUAUUUUCAGACCUGUUGCACUAUUAUUUUAAAUCCAAGUUCACUGUCUUGACAUCUCGGGUCAAAACAUUUGGAAGCAGUGAAAUGUCCCACUGGGCUUUGCAUUGCAACGUUUGAUCUCAAACUGCUGCUCCUGUUUGGGUGCUUGUGGAACUAGAGGAAUUGAGGCCUGGCUGGAGGAAGUUGCCACUAGGGGCGAACCUUGAAGUUUGUGGUUCUGUCCUGACUCUGGUCCCUUUGCUUCCUGGUCUGCUCAGAUAAGAACAAGUCUUUUCUGCCGAAGCCCCAGAGCUGUCCUUGCUGCUGUGCCUGCCCUGUCCUGAUGGCUAUCCCAAAAUAGUCUUCAUUUCUUCCUCUCAGGUAUUUAAUCAUAGUGCCAGGAAAAGUAACCAAUGCAGUAACAAAACAUUAAAUUGUCCUUUCAAAAAGUUUUACAAAAUUUGUUAAAUUAUUAAAUGGCAUAUGGAAAACGAUGUCUUGAAAACUGUGUUUGUUUUUAAAUUGCUUAGCUCAGUAUUGUGUGGUCCUGGCUGCUGUAAAACUUACAGAGGUCUUCUGGCUCUGCUUCCCUAGUGCUAGGAUUAAAACCAGGUCCACAUAUCCUGCAGGUGUCAGUCUCAAUAGUUUAAGAAAUUCUUGUCCUUUCUGCUCUGUUGCUGUAAGUUUGGAACUCGGUUUUCAGGACUCAAGUUUUUGGUAGGAAAGAACUUCUUUUAUUUCUUUUGAAUAAAAUCAUCAACUUUAUUUUAA
This is a messenger RNA of Arvicanthis niloticus (Nile rat), 3014 nucleotides long. RefSeq names its product NADH:ubiquinone oxidoreductase complex assembly factor 5 (gene Ndufaf5). Gene Ontology annotation, biological process: mitochondrial respiratory chain complex I assembly. Gene Ontology annotation, molecular function: S-adenosylmethionine-dependent methyltransferase activity. Lineage: Eukaryota; Metazoa; Chordata; Mammalia; Rodentia; Muridae. Gene Ontology annotation, cellular component: mitochondrion. The record is from RefSeq and is a predicted model, not a curated record.